CCAUUGUGCAAUUGCAAUGAAGAAGCAGCAGCAGCGCGCAGACGAUCUCGACGACGACUACCUGCUCGAGCCCAUCACCGACGACGUCCUCGGGCGCGACGACGACACUGCCGCGGAAACGCCCGUGCGAGCGUCUACGAAGCGAUCUGCCAAGCAAGCUGACGACGAGGACGCCGGCGAUGAUCGCUCGCAUCAUCAGCAGAGCAAGCAAAACAAAGCACAGGCCAAGGGUAAAGGUGCGCAAUCCGCUGCAGAGCAAUCUCGCAAAAAACCGCGCGUGGACGAUGGCGAGCAGCUGGAAGAUGCCGCCGACGAUCAGGCUGACGACGACGACGACGACGACGACGAGCAACGCUUGGCGACGCCAAAGCCUGCAGAUGGACAUAGCUACACGCCGGAAGAGCUGCUGGCACUGAAGCGUGCACGCCGAAAGCGCCAAAACCUCAAGCAAAAAGCCAAAUUGAAGAUGCGCGAUGCCUCCAAGGACGCAAUGCUGCAGAACGAAUCGAAAUCGCAGGCCGCAGUGUUCAUGUCCGAACUCGGCAACGCAUACCAAAAUAAGCUAUCCGGUCUCGAACUGGAGGAAGCCCAGGUGGACUCAACCCAUUUCGUCGACUACGAGUCCUUCAAGGAACCGCACACGCUUGCCAACAUGUGCAGCUUUGUCAAGCACAUCGUCCCGCAUUGGGGUGCAUUCUUUGCCGUGUCGGAAAAGCAAAAGGCCAAGGUUCCGUUUGGUGCGCCCCGAGCCCUGAUUUUGGUGCCAUCCGCACUGCGUGCUGCUGAAGUCAUCCGAUCACUCGAGGAACUUGGCAAGCUGUGCAAGAUUGGCAAACUGUUCGCCAAACACUUCAAGGUCGACGAGCAAAUCGAGUAUCUCACCAAGAACCACAUGCGCCUCGCCGUCGGUACUCCAAACCGUGUUAGUAAGCUGGUUGAGCAAGGCUCGCUGAACUUCUCCCAACUCGAAUAUGUUAUUGUGGAUUGCGAGCGCAACUCUAAAAACCAAUCCAUCUUCCAAUUGGAUGGGGUGAACAAGGACUUGUUUGACUUUAUUCGAAGCGAUUGCCUCUCGCGCGUCAAAAAGGGCCGUGUCAAGCUGGCCCUUUUCUAAAAGAAUCAUCGUGUUGUCUGCUGCCCUUCAUGUCGUGCUUCAAAAAAACUCUUUUAUGAUCCGUUUUCAAAACUACACAAACCAUUCAUUGAUG
This is a messenger RNA of Capsaspora owczarzaki ATCC 30864, 1208 nucleotides long. RefSeq lists its product as hypothetical. Gene Ontology annotation, cellular component: 90S preribosome; nucleus. The record is from RefSeq and is a predicted model, not a curated record. NCBI's taxonomy places the organism in Eukaryota, Filasterea, Ministeriida, Capsasporidae. The coding region runs from base 17 to 1114 and encodes 365 amino acids. The transcript has 7 exons.